GGCCACAGGAGGAGCGGCGCCCCUCCUCCUCGGCUUCUGCCCGCCUUCUUUGCAGCAGCAGCAGCGCCGCCGCUUCCCUUCGUACAAGCGUGCGGAGGCAACCGGGACAGCCGCCGAGCGAGGACCGCGCUGCUCUUCUGGUGGCCGGGAGGGGAAGGCGGCCGCUCUCGGUCUCUCGACGCGAGGCACGAACCACCAGGGAGAGGCGCCCGCUGGAACGUGCGCGACGAAGGACAGAAGCUCGGCUCCCCAUGCCGUGAACUUGCGCGGCUCCCAGGAGGCAGGAUCCGAGGAAGCGGCGGCUGUGUGGAAGAAAAUGUCAGUCAGCAUGCAUGAGAAUCGGAAGUCCAGAGCCAGCACUGGCUCUAUAAACAUAUAUUUAUUUCACAAAUCUUCAUAUGCUGAUAGUGUCCUCACUCAUCUGAAUCUUCUGCGUCAACAGCGUUUAUUUACAGAUGUACUCCUCCAUGCUGGAAACAAGUCAUUUCCUUGCCAUAGAGCUGUUCUAGCUGCCUGUAGCCGAUAUUUUGAAGCCAUGUUCAGUGGCGGUCUUAAAGAAAGCCAAGCCAGUGAAGUCAACUUCCACAAUUCCAUCCAUCCAGAGGUUCUAGAACUUCUCCUGGACUAUGCGUACUCUUCAAGGGUCAUCAUCAAUGAAGAAAAUGCAGAGUCCCUUUUGGAGGCAGGUGAUAUGUUGGAAUUCCAAGACAUUAGAGAUGCUUGUGCAGAAUUCUUAGAGAAGAAUCUUCAUCAUACCAAUUGUCUUGGCAUGCUGCUUCUGUCAGAUGCUCACCAAUGUACCAAACUUUAUGAGCUCUCUUGGAGGAUGUGCCUUAGCAACUUCCAGACCAUCAGUAAAAGUGAAGAUUUUCUCCAGCUUCCAAAAGACAUAGUUGUUCAGCUGCUCUCUAGUGAAGAAUUAGAAACUGAAGAUGAACGAUUAGUUUAUGAGUCUGCCAUGAACUGGAUUAACUAUGAUCUAAAUAAACGCCACUGUUAUCUGCCAGAAUUAUUGCAGACUGUGAGAUUGGCUCUUUUGCCAGCCAUAUAUUUAAUGGAAAAUGUAGCUACUGAAGAGCUUAUCACCAAGCAGAGGAAAAGUAAAGAGAUUGUAGAAGAAGCAAUCAGGUGCAAAUUGAAGAUUCUGCAGAAUGAUGGUGUAGUCACUAGUUUAUGUGCUAGGCCUCGAAAAACUGGGCAUGCCUUAUUUCUUCUGGGAGGCCAGACUUUUAUGUGUGACAAAUUAUAUCUUGUCGACCAAAAAGCAAAGGAGAUCAUUCCAAAAGCUGACAUCCCAAGUCCAAGGAAGGAAUUCAGUGCUUGCGCAAUUGGCUGUAAAGUCUAUAUUACUGGUGGUCGGGGAUCUGAAAAUGGCGUCUCUAAAGAUGUUUGGGUAUAUGAUACACUUCAUGAAGAAUGGUCCAAAGCAGCUCCAAUGCUUGUUGCUCGAUUUGGCCAUGGUUCUGCUGAACUCAAACACUGUCUAUAUGUUGUAGGAGGUCACACAGCAGCCACUGGUUGUCUUCCAGCUUCUCCCUCGGUAUCCUUAAAACAAGUAGAACAGUAUGAUCCUGUGACUAACAAAUGGACAAUGGUUGCCCCACUUCGAGAAGGAGUAAGCAAUGCUGCUGUAGUCAGUGCAAAGUUAAAACUCUUUGCUUUUGGUGGUACCAGUGUCAGUCAUGAUAAGCUUCCAAAAGUACAAUGUUAUGACCUGAGUGAAAACAGAUGGACUGUACCAGCCACUUGUCCUCAGCCGUGGCGAUACACAGCUGCAGCUGUUUUGGGUAACCAAAUUUUUAUUAUGGGUGGAGAUACUGAAUUCUCUGCUUGCUCAGCUUAUAAAUUCAACAGUGAAACUUACCAGUGGACUAAAGUGGGAGAUGUGACAGCUAAGAGAAUGAGUUGCCAUGCUGUUGCAUCUGGAAACAAAUUAUAUGUUGUGGGAGGCUACUUUGGAAUCCAGAGAUGCAAAACAUUAGAUUGUUAUGACCCCACGCUUGAUAUGUGGAACAGCAUAACCACAGUGCCCUAUUCACUAAUCCCAACUGCAUUUGUGAGCACAUGGAAACAUCUCCCUUCUUAACUGCAUGUGUGCCUAUACAGUUUAUUGCAUUAUAAUGCUGAAUAAACCUUGGAACCAACUGUGGAGAAGUGGUUUUGAUGAAGACAUUUCUUUUUUGGAUUUGAAGAAGAUACCCUGCACCUUCUAGAUUCUUAAAAGUUUGAAAUGAAGGAAUGGGAGUGGGAAUAUUGUUUUCGGUAUAUCAGCACAUGGUUUAAUUAUGAAUGAACCCAUGGUCGAGUCCUUGUGUUAGUAAUUGUGGAUUAAUGUCAAGUUUAAUAAUCCUUUCAAAGGGGAGGGGAGGUAAGGGGGGGGGAAAUGAACUUUCCAGGGCUGCAUAACACAGCACAACCCUCAAUUUUCAUGGAUUUUGCUUUUUGUGUGCGAAAUUUGAAAUGGUUGUCACCUUCCUUUUUGACAAUUUGAAGUGUCAACAGCAGCUGCAAAGGAAGCGGACAAGGCCUGGUUCAGCAAGAUGUAUCUCUUUGUGAAUGAAGAUACAGCUCUGCCCAGGUCGAUCAGCUUUGUCCUAGACAGUGCUGGGAGCAUUGGUUUCAAUUGGGGAGCUGCGUUGUGGCUCUUGAAUUGCUUUCUUAGGGAGCAACAGCUCAAUUAUUAAAAAAAAUUUUUUUGCCCCAGUGUCUAUGUGAAAAAGAAUGACUCUUCUUCCCUACAUACAUGCAAUUUAUUUCUUCUUGUAUUUAUUAAUUAUGACUGUCCUGCUUCUAAAUUGUUACUUGUUGUAGAUACAGCUAUUUAUUGUUCAGUGCUUGCAUGCUGAAACAAUGCCUGGAGUAAUUUACAAGUUAUAAGGGCUUAUGGGACUCUUACGUUUUGCACAUUCUGUGAUUUCUGACUUGCUCUGCUGCACAGAAAAAAAAGCUGAAUAAUAUUUGAGAGUUGGGUAGGGGUCAGAAAUGGAACGAUUUUAAAUUGGGUAUGUACUGAAGGACAAAGCCAUGGAGGUUGUUUUCUCAAGCCAUUGACUCCCUAAAUUACACGUGUGCCCUGCUGAUAGUAUUUCUGUUACACUUUAUUUGCCUAGCCAUGCCUUUUGAAUGAAAACAUCUAGAAAGAGAGACAAUAGCUUUUGUAGCUUUCUUUUUGUGCAGCCUCAUCACUAUUGGAAAGCGGACUGGAGGGACAUUCUACAGAACCUUUUUUUUUCUCUAGAAUCUUUCCAGUAUGAGACCCAGUUUUAUUUUGUUUAUUUAUUUAUUUAUAGCUGAUGGGAUGUUUAAUGUGCCAUUUAUAUGACCAGGGGAAUUUUAUUCUCUUUAAGAGAUGGGAAACCCUGGGGGGUGGGGGGAAGAGUUUCUGUUUAAAUUAACACAAAUUCUCUUGGUUUAGCUUCUUGGAUUAAAUUGGAAUUAAAACCCAUUCUCUCCUAAUUAUGAUGGUCAAUGGGGGAGCAGGGAGCUGCUAAAUUCAUUUAAUAUAUUGUUUUGCAUUAAUUAGCAUUCUGAGCUUUCAGAUGAAUAGUAGCUGGAAGUAUCAUAUGUGGGAUCUUGAUCAAUUAAAGGAUUUUUAAAUGUCCUACCACCACCAACUUAAUUUUUUGCUUGAAUGUAAAAGUAAACCUAUUCAGUCUUUCCUGGUGUACUUAGCCCAUAGUUCCUUUGUUUAACUUUCUAGUUGUGCUCUUCAUAAGAAUUGGUACAGCCAAACAAUAUACUGCUACCAGUCUUCCAUUGUGGUUGGUUGUCUUAAUGUUGUGUAAGCAAAUUGUUUUGAAAUGCCUGCAUGCAUGCUUGUAAAGAGUUACAAAUGAUCAUGUCUGCUUACAUUUUGAUAAUGUAGCUCAAUUAUGACAGUUUACUGUAACAAACAAUUCGUGUUCAUGGCACAAUCCUAUAUAUGUUUACUCAGAAGUAGGUUUUAAUGUCUUAACUUGGGCUUACUCCCCAGUAAACAUGUUUCAGGAUUGUAACCAUCGGCUUUAGAGAGCUUUCUCAUGUUGCCGUAGGUUUUUUUCCCCCGAUUCUCAAUAUAUAUGCAUUUCUUAUGUAUUAUCUUAAGUAAGAAAUGAAUGUAUGUGAAGUUUUUCAAAUUGUUAGUUGUGGUUCUUAGCAUGGGUAGCAGAGAGGAUUGAAAGAAAGUCUGAAUUCUAAAACACAUAAACAUUGUAUUGUGAACUUCUAUCGUGUUUCCCCGAAAAUAAGACCCUUGUCUUACUUUAGAGGAAACGGGUAUUGAUUUAUACAUUGUUGACUGAAGUCUGAUUUCUUUGGUCAAUCUGACCAAAAAAUAUUGGUCAGUUGCCUUCAUUUAAGAAUAAUUCUGCUUCUGAAUAUCCAAGAGUAAAGUUAUAUUAAUAUUCAUUUCACUGAGAUGUUUGACAACCAGUACACUAAGUUAAUGCACAGAGUACAGCUGCAUUAACUUAAGGCAAAUUGGGAAAUCUAAAAAAAAAAAACUAUCACAAAACUCGUAUAAAGUUUGUAUAAAGCCCUGCCUGCAAAUUUCUCCAAAUAUCUCUUCACUUACAUUAGGAUUGGAGGUGUUAUUGUUCCUAUAAGUACUAGCACUAUAAGUCCUUUUACAUUCACAUUAUAUAGGAAUUAAUGGCUAUUUUUGUGUGUAUGUGUAGAAGGGUGAAAACAUUCUAGUGAGAAAUGACAGAAUUCUAUCUGUGCACUUCUCCAUGGAAUCGUUGAGCUUAUACCGCAAACCUGUUUUGUAAUACCAUCCAAUUUCCUAAAGUGUCUGAAGUUUUUGCAGUUGGAUUUCAAAGCAGUAGCUUGCUUUCAAGAACUUAGAUUUACUUCACGGGUAUAGGCAGAAGGGAACGGAAAAUCAGGGUGGGCCUCUAGCCCUGCAGGCAAAUAUUUUGAGCUCUUACUCUUUGAACCAGCAUGGGAAUCUUGAUUCGCUACUUGGUGAUUUCCAGUCUGAAAAAAUAGCCCACACUUCUGAGACAAAUGCGGUUCACAUAAGAGUGCACACAAAAACCUUGGCAUAAGACGAGAAAGUUCUUCGUAUUUUGUGGGCCAGUUGCUGUGGAAACAUUAAACAAAGGACAACCUACCACUUCUGGUAUAAUUGUGUAGCCCCUUUUCUUUAGGCCUGACACCUGUCUGAAUAAGAGUGAUUAGAACUGAAUAGUGUCCCUUGUCUGGCAACUGAAGAUGCAGUUCACGUACAAAAAUAAGUGAAGUAAAAUGUCUAUGUGUUUUUUUUUGUAUGCUAUUACGUUUUGAGGUUUUGUAAAACUGCAUUUUUUUCACAAUGUGAAACUGAAGGUCAAUAAAUUAUUAGAGAUUUUCUCUUAAA
Messenger RNA from Ahaetulla prasina, 5338 nucleotides. It is a transcript of the gene ENC1, whose product is annotated as ectodermal-neural cortex 1. Bases 317 to 2086 code for a protein of 589 amino acids. Lineage: Eukaryota; Metazoa; Chordata; Lepidosauria; Squamata; Colubridae. Gene Ontology annotation, molecular function: protein binding. The transcript has 3 exons. The record is from RefSeq and is a predicted model, not a curated record.